UAAAGCAAUCAUUUCCAAAGAAUAGAAAAUAAAAAAAAUUAUUUUAAAUAAAGUAAAAAAGUAAGGAAUAAUAAUAUAAAAAAAGUUGUGUUAUCGAAGUUGCUUAACAAAAUGCGCUGCACAUUGAUUUUUGCCAUUAUUGCAGGCAUUGCAGUUACAGCUUUGGCCACCAAUCCUCCACGUUGGGAUGCCAACUACAUAGUCAAGGGCACUUUGUAUAUACCCUAUGCAGAAAUAGCUGAACCCUUCUUUGCCUGGUAUGACAAGAAUACCAAACGUUCCCGCAUUGAUUACUAUGGUGGCAUGGUGAAAACCUAUCAAUUGGCCAAUGAACAUCCCUAUGGCACCUCCUUAAAAUUGGCUCCUAUUACCACUAAAACUGAGCUAAACAAGGUCACCUGUCUUCAACUCAAUGGCACUUCCGAAGAUCCCAUACAAGUUCAGUCUAUACUACCCUAUGUUAAGGACUUCAAAUUGGUAGGCACCGAAACCUUUUUGGGCUUUAAUUGUGAUAAAUUCCGUUUAGAGGAGAUUAUAGGACAAAAGAAAAAUGUCUACACUUUGUGGGUGCGCUACAAGAAAUCGCCUCAUUACCCGGCCUCUAGAAUGCCCAUACCAGUACGUUAUGAAAUGAGAGGUUACAAUACACUGUUGGGUUCGCAUUAUGAUCAUUAUUAUUUGGAUUAUGACAGUUACGAUCAUGACGAUAUACCCAAUGAAGUUUUUGAAUUGGACGACAAUAUGGAAUGUAUGGCUUUUCCGGGACCUGGUAAGGGUCAUUAUGCUACCUUUAAUCCUAUGCAAGAAUUUGUACAUCCCGCUGCAGAACAUCAUGUAGAGCAUGCUUUUAAUCAUUUCAAGAAUAAACAUAACAUUGAUUAUCGCACAGAGCAAGAGCAUGAAUAUCGCAAAAAUGUUUUUAGGCAAAAUUUAAGAUUUAUUAAUUCGAAAAAUCGUGGUAAAUUAAGCUAUACAUUGGCUGUUAAUCAUUUGGCUGAUAAGACUGAAGAAGAAUUAAGAGCACGUAGGGGAUUCAAAUCGUCAGGUAUUUACAAUACCGGCAAACCCUUCCCCUACAAUGUGGAAAGGUUUAGAGAUAAUAUUCCAGAACAAUAUGAUUGGCGUUUGUUUGGUGCAGUAACUCCUGUUAAAGAUCAAUCUGUUUGCGGUUCUUGCUGGUCUUUUGGCACCAUUGGCCACUUAGAGGGAGCCUUUUUCCUUAAGAAUGGCGGUAAUUUAGUGCGUUUAUCACAACAGGCCUUAAUUGAUUGCUCUUGGCAGUAUGGCAACAAUGGCUGUGAUGGUGGUGAAGAUUUCCGUGCCUAUCAAUGGAUGAUGGAAAUGGGUGGUGUGCCCACCGAAGAAGAAUAUGGUCCCUAUUUGGGUCAAGAUGGUUAUUGUCAUGCCAAAAAUGUCAGUCUGGUGGCACCCAUUACUGGUUUUGUUAAUGUCACCUCCAACGAUCCCCAGGCUUUCAAGAUUGCCCUUUUGAAACAUGGCCCCUUAUCGGUGGCCAUCGAUGCCUCACCCAAAACCUUUAGUUUCUAUUCACAUGGUGUUUAUUAUGAACCUAGCUGCAAGAACGGCUUAGAUGAGCUUGAUCAUGCUGUGUUGGCUGUGGGUUAUGGCACCAUCAAUGGUGAAGAUUAUUGGUUGGUUAAGAAUUCUUGGUCCACAUAUUGGGGUAAUGAUGGUUACAUCUUAAUGUCGGCCCGCAAAAACAAUUGUGGUGUCAUGACCAUGCCAACUUAUGUGGAAAUGUAAGGUGGUGGCCGGUGGGUUUGUGGCUUUUUGGGAGUAUCUUCCAAGUUUUGCCAAAAUGCCGUCAUUUUGUUUUUCAUAACUUUUUUCUUUUAUAUUUUAUUAUUAUUUUUUGUAACUUUUUUUUAAUGUUUAUAAGCAAUAAAUAUAUUACUAAAAUAAAUAA
Messenger RNA from Calliphora vicina (urban bluebottle blowfly), 1927 nucleotides. RefSeq names its product C1 family peptidase 26-29-p (gene 26-29-p). Bases 112 to 1764 code for a protein of 550 amino acids. Gene Ontology annotation, biological process: immune response; positive regulation of peptidase activity; positive regulation of apoptotic signaling pathway. Gene Ontology annotation, cellular component: lysosome. Gene Ontology annotation, molecular function: cysteine-type endopeptidase activity; cysteine-type endopeptidase activator activity involved in apoptotic process. The transcript is spliced from 3 exons. Lineage: Eukaryota; Metazoa; Arthropoda; Insecta; Diptera; Calliphoridae. The record is from RefSeq and is a predicted model, not a curated record.